Molecule: messenger RNA, 4801 nt
Organism: Lethenteron reissneri (Far Eastern brook lamprey)
Lineage: Eukaryota; Metazoa; Chordata; Hyperoartia; Petromyzontiformes; Petromyzontidae
Gene: TMIE
Product: transmembrane inner ear
Biological process (GO): inner ear morphogenesis; sensory perception of sound
Source: RefSeq, a predicted model, not a curated record
UGUGUGUGUGGUUGUGUGUGUGUGGUUGUGUACGUACACUGUGUGUGUGUGUGUGUGGUUGUGUGUGUGUACGUACGCUGCGUGUGUGUGGUGUGUGUGGUUGUGUGUGUGUGGUUGUGUACGUACGCUGCGUGUGUGCGUGAGAGAGACAGAGAGAGCGAGCUUGCUAGCCGGGGCUGUGUGCUGAGCGUAGCGGCUGCUGUAACAAUAGCCGCAACAACAGCAGCAGCAGCGAUGGCGGUUCAUUGUCUUGCCCAUCGCUGCCUCGGUUGCUUGCUGCUCAUUUGCGUGGCUUACAACGCCGACUGCCAAGUCGCUGACGAGGGAUUCUCAACAAUCGCGCCCAAGAAGAAGGAACCCGUGACAUCCGAGACGGUGGUGUUCUGGGGCAUGCGGCUCUGGCAGGUCGUGGGCAUCUUCUCCAUCGGAGUCUUGGCUGUCAUCAUCACCCUGUGCUGCAUCUUCAAGUGCCGCAUCCCGCGCACCAAGAAGGAGAUCGAGGCGCGCUACCACCAGCGGCAGGCGGCGAAGAAAUACGCAAACAACCUGGAGAAGGUGCCUCCUCUCAGCGCCCUCACGGAGACCCCCGAGAUUGCCCCUCUGCAGACCAUCUCUGGCCAGCCGUGCGUACAACCACGCGGAGGAGGCCACGUGCUUCCUGCCCUCCCAGAGGAAGAAGAGACGAUGAUUGCCUAGAGCCGGACGGAGCCUCCAAACACUCUCAUCCCGAUCCGCGGGCGCACCGUCAACCCCUCCACGUUCUGGUCGCCGACCGAAAAGCACCCAACGCAAAUUGAAACUGUGCCGUAAGGGAGCCCAAUUGGCACGGUUGGCUAUGUACGGCGUAAAAGAAGUUCAACGCACGUACACACACCGCACACCUCCGAUUGGCACAGUUGGUUAUGUACGGUGUAAAAGAAGUUCAAUGCACGUACACACACCGCACACCUCCGAUUGGCACGGUUGGUUAUGUACGGUGUAAAAGAAGUUCAACACACGUACACACACCGCACACCUCCGAUUGGCACAGUUGGUUAUGUACGGUGUAAAAGAAGUUCAACGCACGUACACACACCGCACACCUCCGAUUGGCACAGUUGGCUACGUACGGUGUAAAAGAAGUUCAACGCACGUACACACACCGCACACCUCCGAUUGGCACAGUUGGCUACGUACGGUGUAAAAGAAGUUCAACGCACGUACACACACUGCACACCUCCGAUUGGCAACGGUCGGCUACGUACGGCGCGAAAGAAGUUCGGCACACGCACGUAAGGAGACGUAAAAUACAUUCAGUUUAUUUUUUAUUUUUUUUGGCCUUUGUAUUGGCUUUAUCUGAGCAGCCGUGCAAUGGGUCGUGAAACACAGUAACGAUGGUGUCUUUGCGGAGUCUCCUCCGGUGGGCCAGAGCGCACAGGUCAGGGCCCACUUUCCUGAAUCUUUGAUCGAUGGCUCUUUCAGUUCCAUCCCUCGGCAUCGGCGCUUCCAACCGUGGGGCAGGUUUCUCAAACGAGCCGGGCAAGAUCCCGGAAAUUUAUUUUGUCCUGGGGGAAUCCGAAGAGCGAUGAAGCUCUCUUGUCACAGAUGUCCUGUGAUAUAAAUCGGCCAAUAACCCCCCGAAAUCAUCCCCACACCCCCCUCUAUCUAUCCCGCAAAGCAACAUAAAUGGGUUCUUAUUCUUAGGUGUUUUCGGUAAAGUCACGUAGGUAAAACAUUAAAAUUAAUAAAAGUAAAAUAAAAUAAUUAUUAAUUUUAAUGUUUUACCUACGUGACUUUACCGAAAACACCUAAGAAUAUGAAUCAUUGCAGUCACGAAAGCUUCAAAUCUAGAAUAAAUGGGUUCGCAAACGAGUGGGUCGAUGGGCGGAUCACGCGUGUUGGUUUGGUUGGGGAGAGAGUGUGAGUCUUCCAAACUCAUUCCGAGGCUUGCGGUCAGCCUGGAAGAGUAGGCCAAACACCCUCUUCGAGGUGCCAACCGGGGCUUUCUCUCGCGGAGACCCCUUCCGACAGAGUCAAGAAGUUGCGGGGGGCGCCUGCAGCUUUCGCCUCUAUACCGCUGAAUCGACGUGAACGUGAAAAAACUAAUGGAAUUAAAAAAAUGUAGUACAUUGUGUAACGAAAAAAUAUAUGUUUUUUGUUCCUGGGUAGUAAGUGUUAUUUUCCAAUUGCUUUAUGCCUCAAAAGUAUAGAAAAUGGCUGUUAUUCUCCACAAACUUUGCUUUUGUGACCAGGACAGUGAUAUUUUGAAAUGUACCUAUUUUCAAUGAGAAAACGCGUGCAUUUGUGUCAUUCCUUCACGUAAAGUCAACGUCACAAAAGCAAAGUUUGUGGGGAAUAACGACCAUUUUCUCUACUUUUGAGGCAUAAGCAAUUAGAAAAUAACACUUACUACACAGGAGAAAAAAACCGUGUAACAUAGUGAAUUCUUGUUAAAUCAAUUAAAAGUGAACGUAGCCGCAGGGUCGAUAUUUCCCGCGCAGCCAAAGCGGCCGAAGGAACCGGUCGCGUCCUGCGGCGCUCGACGCAUCGUAGUCUUUGCAGCGCCCGGCACAACGCCGCUGUGCCGCAGCGAGGCGUGUCACGGCAGCGCCGUGUGACCCCGUAGGGCCCACAGGUCACAGGGCACUGUGCCUAAGGGGGGCGACCUGACGACGACUGAAUGGGCCUACGAAAACAAAGAAAAUGUUGAGCAUGUGUGUUUUUUGUUCGUACGAUUAAAGCCACGCGACCACGGGGAGAGAGAGAUUCGCAAAACUACAAAUAUACAGCAGCAGGCGUCAGGGUGGGGAUCGAACUCACGACCUCCUGUAGACCAGGCGAGGUAGUUAACAUUUCCUAUCAACCGCGAUGAUGAUGAGAGAGAGAGACACGCAAACUCCAAAUAUACAGCAGGCCAGGCGUCAGGGUCAGGAUCGAACCCACGACCUCCUGUAUACCAGGCGAGGUAGUUAACAUCUCCUAGCCACCGUGAUGAUGAUGAGAGACACGCAAAUUCCAAAUAUACAGCAGGCGUCAGGGUCGGGAUCGAACCCACGACCUCCUGUAUACCAGGCGAGGUAAUUAACAUCUCCUACCCACUGUGAUGAUGAUGAUGAUUAUGAGAGAGACACGCAAAUUCCAAAUAUACAGCAGGCGCCAGGGUCGGGAUCGAACCCAUGGCCUCCUGCGGACCUUACAUGUUCAGUACUAUCCAGAUUGAGGUUAUUGUUUUUAUAAUUUGUGACGCGGAUGACGGUUCUACUUUAGCCAGCUACUGCUGUUACCCAGCUAUUUUAGGUGAGGCUGGUUCUUUUUCGACUCAACGAGACGUUGAGAUGCCGAGGACAUUCAAGAGAGCAGCCCCUAUCAAUGCAAAACGCUGCAUCGUCGUGGGCGGUAACGCUUGGCCCGUUUUUUUCAUUCAUUAAUAAUAAUUUUCAUUAAUAAUAAUUUUCAUUAAUGAUAAUUUUCCUUAAUAAUAAUUUUCAUUAACAAUAAGUAAUUCUCCACAGCAACGGAGGAGAUUCCCUGUGGAGAAAUAUGGGAAAAAAUUAAGUCUUCCGCAGACACUACUCGUGACGCACCGCUAUGCAAGAUGUCCUUGUUGGCUUCAGGGAAACGUCUACCAGCGCACGUAGUUCAAUACGCCCAGCGUUGUUACUGAAUGCAGAAUGUACGUACUCUUAGGUUUUUUUCGGUAAAGUCACGUAGGAAAAAUAAUACAAAUAGAAAAAAAAAGAAUGUACGUGCCAACAUUUCGCUCGCCGUUCAGCGUAACCGGUUUUGCUGCGAGACGAACGCCCAAUUGGUUUAACACGCGGUGAGGCUUUCGCGACAAAUAUUAUAUUAUCAAUACGCGGUUGUUUUUGUUUGUUGUUAGAUCACGUAAAUAUGAAUGUGUCGUUGCACCCGCCACCACCCGGCACACGUGACAAGCCGUGGCAAAGCUCACUAAUUGGCUGUGCCGGGUGGUGGCGGGUUUUAACGACACAUUUAAACUCAAUUGGCACAUUUUGUCCAGGUUAGAGCUUAUAUCCGUCUGCCUGUGCUGCUGUGGUGAAGGGCACACACAGCAUCAGAACACUGGAGGAAUCCGAUGAGCUAUAAAGCUCUUUUUCCCACAGAUGUCCCAGCAUGGGCAGGUCAGAACGUUUCAACAACAAACAGGGACCUUACCGGAAUUGCAUCUGCAAGAUCUGACGACCCACAAUAAAACCCAUAAUGACUCACCUACCGCCCGCUUCUUGUAGAUUGAGAAAUAUAUUUGUGUUUGUUACAUGCACAUGAAACAAAUAUGCACAACAGCUUUGAUCCCUAGUAUAGUUUAUUUUUGGGGGAGGGGUUAGAUCGCGUAAAUAUAUAAAUGUGUCGUUGAAACCCGCCACCAUCCGACACAGACAACUAGUAAGGGAUUCAUCUUCUUGGUUCUUUCGGUCACGUAGAAGGAAAGUAAUAAAAUAAUAAAAAUUAAACAUAAUAAAAUUAUUCUCACGACGUUUCGGCCACAACGCAAGCAGCCGUCCUCAGGUGAAAACCAGGUCCGUCGAGGCGACAGAGUCUGAAUGAAACAGCACACGAGCUUGGAGCAUAUAUAUAAGCUGGGCGCCUUGACAAAGGAAUUUGCAUAUCAAGAGGAAUUUAGCAUAUUUAUGGGAAAUUCAGGAAUGUGAUUAGUACUACAUAUACAUGUGCAUUAUGCAGGAUUAACAGCAUCAAAGCUUUGAAUCGAAAAAUAGUAAGGGAUUGCCACGUAAACAGAACGUGGCCAAUUCGUCACUGGUACAGCACCACCGGUUGUGUGUUGGAGAGGCAAGCCACAACA